AUGCUCAUCCCUAAGAAGAACCGCCGCGAUGUGUACAAGUUCCUCUUCAAGGAGGGCGUGCUGUACGCCGAGAAGGACUUCAACCUGGCCAAGCACCCGGAGAUCGACGUGCCUAACCUGCACGUGAUCAAGCUGAUGCAGUCGUUCAAGUCCAAGGCGCUGGUGACUGAGCGCUUUGCCUGGCGCCACUACUACUGGUUCCUGACCAACGAGGGCAUCGAGUACCUGCGCGAGUACCUCAACCUGCCCGCCGACGUGGUGCCCGCCACGCUCAAGAAGAGCGCCCGCCCGAUCGGCGAGCGCCCCAGGCCCCCGGCUGGCGACCGCCCGCCUCGCGGCCCCCCGCGCGAGGGCGGCUACGGCGGCCGCGAGGGCUACCGCAGCGAGCGCCCCCGCGAGGGCGGCUUCGGUCGCGGCGGCGGCGGCGGCGACAAGGCUGGUGCUCCCGGCGCGUACCAGCCCCAGUUCGGCGGCGGUGGCGGCGGCGGUGGCUUCGGUCGCGGCAGCGCGUAA
Monoraphidium neglectum is the source of this 513-nucleotide messenger RNA. RefSeq names its product 40S ribosomal protein S10. Gene Ontology annotation, molecular function: structural constituent of ribosome; RNA binding. NCBI's taxonomy places the organism in Eukaryota, Viridiplantae, Chlorophyta, Chlorophyceae, Sphaeropleales, Selenastraceae. The transcript is spliced from 3 exons. The record is from RefSeq and is a predicted model, not a curated record. Bases 1 to 513 code for a protein of 170 amino acids. Gene Ontology annotation, cellular component: cytosolic small ribosomal subunit.